Molecule: messenger RNA, 4694 nt
Organism: Struthio camelus australis
Lineage: Eukaryota; Metazoa; Chordata; Aves; Struthioniformes; Struthionidae
Source: RefSeq, a predicted model, not a curated record
UCUUCCUUUCGUUUUAGAUUCCAGAGGGGUGACUACCACAUCGAUGUGUGCAUCAAUGACUAUCUGGAUGUGUUCUGCCCUCACUAUGAAGAUUCAGUGCCAGAAGAUAAGACCGAACGCUACGUUCUUUACAUGGUGAACUUUGAUGGUUACAGCUCCUGCGAUCACACCUCCAAAGGAUUCAAGAGGUGGGAGUGUAAUCGGCCGCAUUCCCCAAAUGGACCAUUGAAGUUUUCAGAAAAAUUCCAGCUCUUCACUCCCUUCUCACUAGGAUUUGAGUUCAGGCCAGGCCGGGAAUAUUUCUACAUCUCUUCUGCGAUCCCAGAUAAUGGAAGGAGAUCCUGUCUAAAGCUUAAGGUCUUUGUGCGACCGGCAAACAGCUGUAUGAAAACUAUAGGUGUUCAUGAUCGUGUUUUCGAUGUUAACGACAAAGUAGAAAAUUCAUUAGAACCAGCAGAUGAUACCGUACAUGAGUCAGCCGAGCCAUCCCGUGGUGAGAACGCGGCACAGACACCGAGGAUACCCAGUCGGCUUUUGGCAACUCUAUUGUUCCUCCUGGCAAUGCUUUUGAUAUUAUAGCACAGUAUGCUCCAGCAACCUGUCGCAGAAAAUAUCAGGGUCUUGGAACAUCAAAGACCCACCUAACUGCUCAUCCCAAGAAAGGGACUUUAUAUUGGUUUUGCAGAUGUCAAGUUGUUAUUUUUUCUUUUCCCUUUUUUCCCCUUUCAGCCUGAACUCUGAGCAAGAAUUUGAGGGGAAUAACUAGUUUCAGCACCCGUCCCUACCCUGUGACUUUCUUAACCCCUCCAAACAAAUAAAAGGACUCCAAAUGAAAAUGCCAAAUUACAAUAGUGACACUAGUGAUUCUUAUUUUCCUCUGCAUUCUCCUUUAAGAAGUCACCUCUGUUAGCUCACUGUGUCAUCUGUAUGUGGACAAGGAAGAAUAGUGGCAGAUGCAGUCAGUGAAGGAUAAGGAAAUUCGAUGAAAGCCUGGGAGAGAUUUACUCUCCAAUACAAUAUUUAUGCCUUCUCAUUCAGCACUGUAAGAUGAUCAUGCAAGGCAUCGUGUCACCAUGUCAGGACUGGAGGGGAGAUAUUAAGAAUAGAUAUAAUAUAACACCAUUUCCUCUAGGAGUUUCUAAACGAACGGGCUUCUAAAAGGAAAAGACAAUGUUUCUUACAGGACUGUCCUGAAACAUUUUUGACAGCAAAGUUUGUGCUUAGCAGUAGAAAUGCUGUCUUUGGUGAGAGGAGUAAGUUAAUUUUGAGGAAUGUUAGCACACAGCAGGCAAGGUCAGAUUUAGAAAACUUCACUGGGGGUAUGAGUGCCUCUGUUAUUUCUGUUUAAGUGGGUAGUGCACACCAGAUUAUUUUAUUUCAAAACAGAUCACCAUGGUGCUACAAUUUUUUUUUUUCUUGAAAUGCAAAGAGGCGUUUUUGAGAAUAAAGUGACCUUCCCCAGCGCUGACUUAGUAGCUGAUAGCCUUGGAUGCUGCUCUGGGUUUUAAUGCAUGCUAAGAGAGGACACCAGUGGCCAGAGGAAACCUGUUUGGGACACAGGAUCUUCAGUGGGCUCUUGAUUUGUCUCCCCUGCAAGUUCCUCAGUCAUGGGAAUAAAACACAAGUAGAAGAAGCCAGGACAGUCUAGUAGCAUUGUUUGAUGGGGGAAAGAAAAAAAAAAGUGUGGAAUAUGAAUUCAAGUGUUGAUUUUAUAUCUUUUUUCCCCUUCCAGCACAAUUUGGAGAGUAGAGGAAACGUGUUUAUCAGCAGGAGAUAAACUAGAUGGGCUCCCAAAGACUUAACAAAAUAUUUUUUUAAAAAUCCACUAGAAUAGAAAAUACAUUAUUUAGAUAUACUUUAUGCUGAGAGUGAGUAUAUAUGCUUGUCCUAUUUAAACUUGUGAGAGAAGUGGUAACCCUUGAUGCAAUUAGGAUAUGGGACUGUCUUGUUCAAUGGAAUUGAGAGUGACCCUGUUUAAGGAAUCUGAACCUUGGCUAAGGUAGAACUUGAAAAAGUUACUUGCCAGGAAAUGUAAGCCUUGGGGUAUUUUUUUGGUGAGGCUGCUGCGAAAUUUGAACUGCAAAACAAAGUCAUGGAAAUACCAGGCCAACACUGAAACAAAGCUUUUCUAGCAAAAACUGUGAGGAUUACGUUAAAUGUGAAAAAAAAAUAUAGAACACAUUCAAACAGAACAAGGUUUUUCUGUAUUGAUUCUGAAGAAAAAACAACAACAUUGAGUGAUAUCGUUAACGGACAGCAUUUUGUCGUUUUUUGUUUUUCAAUGAAGAAAAGCUUUCCUGAAGUUGUAAGCAGCCCAUUAUUAAGAAAGGAGGAAAGGGGGAAAAUAAAGUGAAGAUGCAAAGGGAGGUUGCGUGCAUGUUAAACUAAGAUCUGGGUUUGCCUGAUACCAUGCAGUAUGUUUAUUAAUGCAGGGCAUGCACUUACAGUAGGAAUCCAGGAAAUUCGCUCUAGUAUCAAGCACACGCAACGAAGAGAGGCAAUCUGAACACUGGUGGAAGUCGUCGUCUCGUUACAGUCUAGUUGUUACUCUUCUCUCAGUAAUGUGUAUGUGCUUGGUGCACGCACUACUGCUACUUUCGGGUAGGAAUUAAGAGAGCUUUGGAAGAGGCGAGCUUGAGGAUCAAAAUGCACCUUAUCAAAUGGAUUAUUAAGCAGAGUACAGAUAAUACUGCAUGAUAGGUAAGCAUAUUAAAAUGAUUCAUAAGAAUUGCAGACAGUCAUACUAACAGAGCCAAUUUCAUUUAGAAAUGGUGACUUUAUUUUUUCAGUCCUUUGUGUCUAAAUGAUGUUGGACUUUGAGAUGUACGUUUAUCUGCAGCAAGUCUUCUCCACUAUUGUUAGUCGUGGUGAAAUUCAGUCCUUCACUUCAUCAUAUAGCCGUGCUAAUUAGUUGAGCAGUAGCAACAGUGGUGCAGCCAAUAGGCAGAUUCCCUGCGUUUUGCAGUGAGAAGCUUACUAGACAGCAGUUUGAUACUUGAUGGCAUCAGGCAAUCCCACUCAUACCAAGUAAGUAAGUGUUGAUGGGUUUUGUGUUGAGUUGCGAGUUUCUGGAUGUUUUGAAGGAUGUUGGUGCGAGCCGUAAGCAGAUUUCUGCUCCCCUCCCCUUUAUCUACCCCAUGUGAAGACUGAGGGACUCGUUCUCUCUCAGUCUAGGUAGUUCACCCCUGUGACCUGCACUCCUGGUUGCCAAGGGCAUUGCAACGUGAAGCAGGGAAACAUGGAUCAGUCAGUUAGUGGAUACUGUGUAUCCUUUAAUAGACAAGGUAACAUUUCGUGUUAGUUUAGAAUAUUGUUUUGUACUGUACUUUCUUGGAUGGCGAAGGAAAGACAAUUAAAACUUAAAGCUAUGUUCUUUAAAUUCUGUAUUAUUAGCAACCUCUGUUGUAUAUAGUGUUUGAUAAUAAAGUAUUAAUUUGAUUCUUAUGUCUUUUGUAAGUGAGAACAAUAGACUUUCAGGACAUUAAAAUCACGCAUUGAUUACAAGACAGAGCUUUGAAGCAUCAAGUGUGGUCAUGGCUGGGAACUGAGUGACAAGUGGCCAUGACACUGCAGCAUACAGGACUCAUCUGUGAAACUCGUUCAUCUAUUGCAAGACUUCACAAUGUCAAGACCUGGAACAACAUGACUUUUGAUGAUCAAUGUUUUGUCCUUAGUGUUUAAAGGUCUGAUGUUGGAGCCCUGUGGUUUCUGUGUUAGCUUUUUGUUCCUUUUUUUUUUUUUAAUCAUGUUUGUUUCUAAAAAAAAGGCUUUGGGGACCUAACAACUCUUCUAUUCUUUUGUUUCUCUCUUUUUUUCUUUUUAAAUCUUUUUUUCCCCUGUGUUCUUUCUGGUUUUGUUUCCAUGAAUAGUUUUUACAGAAAGGAUCUUGCCAGUGUCAUGUGUGAUACGUGUACGUACUUGAUUCCAAAACCACUAGAGACAAAUUUGGGAGAGGUCAAAUGUAGAUUAUUUCUUUUCCGGUAUAAUUAUGGAAAGAAAAAAGUUGUAUUUAUACCUGUUGAUUACCACCCCUAGCCCUUAGAACUGAACUUUAUCCGUUGCCUUGUGAGAGCAAUGGUUCAGUCGCUUUCAGAGACUUAGAAAGAGCGUUAACUCCUCCCCUCCUUUCAUUACACUUGGAUUUUGUACUCACCAGUUUUACUAUACAACCCUCCACACUUCUCUCCCCUCUUCCUGCCCUUCCUCCUCCUCCUUCCUCUCCCCCCCCCCAUUUUAAUUUGGAGCUGUGAAUGGGCAGAUCUGUUUCUGGUCUGGCAUCACUGAGUUUUUCCCAUGCAUUCGCCCCCGAGCUUCUCGGAUGUGAGACAAAUCUCCCUACAAUAGGCUUGCUGCCAUUGUCUGUACAGUUUAAUAGAUGCUGGCAUGUUGGAGGUUACCCAUGAGUCUGCGAAAUCCGCUUUCCAUGCUUACUCUUGACACCCCAUUGAAGCCACUCAUUGUGUGUGCAUCUGGGUAUGAAAGUCCAGCUCAGUGUGGUCCUGUGCUUGUACUGCCCUGCUUUGCAGUUUCUUUGCACUUAUUCAUUGAGUGCUGUUUUUGAAAUGCUUACAUUAUAUGAACUUAAAAUGUAAAAAAAACAAAAAAAAACAAAAAAAACCCUGCCCCAUAAGAUCUGUAUUUGUAUAUACACGUGUCCGUACAAUAAUACUUAAAUAAAAUUAAAGAUUUUCAUC